This is a messenger RNA of Canis lupus familiaris (dog), 1808 nucleotides long. RefSeq names its product spermatogenesis associated 32 (gene SPATA32). The transcript is spliced from 13 exons. The record is from RefSeq and is a predicted model, not a curated record. NCBI's taxonomy places the organism in Eukaryota, Metazoa, Chordata, Mammalia, Carnivora, Canidae. Gene Ontology annotation, biological process: spermatogenesis. Gene Ontology annotation, molecular function: calcium ion binding. Bases 93 to 1790 code for a protein of 565 amino acids.
CCCCCAAAGCCCCCAGCCAAAGAGCGCACUGGAGGCGGAGGGGCAGCAGCCACCAGCCCGCUCCCUGCCUCCCUGACAGAGCCUCGGUCAGCAUGGGGGUGACAGGUGCCAGUGGAUUUCCCUGCUGUGGCAAGGAGUCAGUGGACAUUGUGGAUACACAGGGUAGCAAAAACCAACCCCAGUUCCAGCUGGUACAAGAGGAAGAUGAGAUCAAGCUGGAGAAAGAAUUGCUAGAACUAGAGCCUCCACACAAGGUGGGCCUGGAUCUAGAGCCAGAACUGGAGUUGGAGGUGGAGCCGAAGGCCGAGGACUCCGAGCAACUCAAGUAUAGGAUAGAGUCCCUCCAGCCCGACACGCUGCCUGACCCGCAGCCCGACACGCAGCCCGACACGCAGCCUGACACGCAGCCCGACACGCAGCCCGACACGCAGCCUGACAUCAGCCAGUGGAGCAUCAGGCCAAAUUCCAGCUACCUGAGUUCAGCAGAGGAGGACCAGGUGUCCACCAACCAUCGCUCUAUCUGUGUGCAGACCUCUAAGCACCUCUUCUGGGCAGACAAACUCAUCCAGGCCUCGGAGCACAGCCUGGAACGGAUGACUGACACUCAGCUGGGCAAGAACAAAGGCAGCCGAAGGCAGAAGACCAGGAGAUCCCUGUCAUCGGCACAGGGAGCAUACAGCCCUGUCUUCCCCCUGCCUCCAAGGCCUCCCCAGCAGCCUCGAAGACUGCCCACACAGGACCCAGGAGAGGAGCAGCCCUGCAGGAUGCAGAAGGGGAGGCCUCAGCAGCCCACUGCCCUGCCGGCCCAGAGGGAGCCAGCAUCCAUCGUGGCCACAGGGGCUGAGCAGUGCUCCCGGAGGGCCAGAGGGUUCAAGCACCUUGCAGCUACCAGCUCAGUGAAAUCAGGCUCAGGUGCAGGGUCUCAGAGCAGCUCUGCAGAUGAGAACCUGCUACCCCUGACAGCCCGGCUGCUGGCAGCGUUCCAGGAGAUCUUCAAACUGUUCAGCUCUAGCCCGACAGGCACCGUGGACAUGCGCAGCAUGAAAGCUGCCCUGCGCAAUGUGGGCAUCCAGCUGAGCCCACAGGAGAUGUGUGAGGCUCUGCAGCAGGCAGACUUGGAUGGUGACGGAACUGUAAGCUUCAAAGACUUCCUAGGUGUCCUUACUGACAGCCACCGCCUGGCUCAGUGCUUGGGCCAGGUGAGGAACAGCCGGUUCUAUGACCCUCAGGGCCUGCAAACCCUUUUCUUAGAAAUGCUGUUCAAGCUGAUGAGCCAGGGCUUCCUGCCCCACAAAGUGGUGCAGGAAGUGAUGAGCUACUACACGAAGAAGCAGCGGGCCCUGCGGCUGAACCCAGGCUGGAAGGGCCGGGCCCGUGGCCCCAGCGGCGCGGUGCGCACUCACGCGAGCCUCACCUUCUUCUGCCAGGCCGCGCGCCUGGGCGGCCUCUCGGGCGCCGAGCUGGAGCGCUCACUGCACAGACUGCACAAAGCAGGUGCGCGCAGCCCCUACUCCCAGAUACCUAACUUGGCCGGGCGGACACCCCCAGAAGACCGGACGCGGAACCGAGCCCCACUCCCCGACCUCCGACUUCCCAAGUCCUGCCAGCCCAGCCGCCACAAACUCGGGUCCACCCAGAGGUCCCUCAGCCUGGAGUUCGUGGGCCAGCCACUAGACUCUCUACGCCCCUGGAAGAUGGCUCCCUCCCCCCCAACUCUAGUGCAGCAGCAGCCCUUCUCCCCUUCGCCAGCCUGUUUGCCGAAACCUGCUAUGAAAAACGUGUACAAGUAAAGCGUUUGCGGAGCAAAA